This is a messenger RNA of Symbiodinium sp. CCMP2592, 4101 nucleotides long. The record is from the annotation of a GenBank genome assembly. NCBI's taxonomy places the organism in Eukaryota, Dinophyceae, Suessiales, Symbiodiniaceae.
AUGGCUUCUUGGACGCUUCGCCUAUGGAUCUGGUCGUACGCGGCUGCCGCCGAGGCGUCCGAGGCGUCCGAGGCUUCGUCCGCUGCUGUGGCCUCAGCAGGGGCCGCCCAGCGGCGGAGCGACCGGCUCCUCCAGGGGCACCUGAAGUGGGAGUCCUUGGUCGCUCUCGCCGAUGCGUCGCUGCGGGAAGAGGCAGAGAUGCAGAGCCAAAGAAGUCUCUUGCAGCUCAAGGACCACCUGGCAGAGACAGCGGCGCAGGUCUGGGCUUCGGCCAGCCCAAGGCAGCUCUUGCGGCAAAUGCACGAGAAAGCCUGGCCGGAAGGCGCGGAGCUCCUGGAGGCGGCCGCUGCGCCGUUGGACCUCCAAAAGUUGGGCGAAGUGCUCGUAGCUCUGCGACUGCGCAUGGACAGGUUGCUGGCGGAUUGGGCGGAGAUGCAGCUUGCGUUGCGAGACUGGAGGAGCGAAGCGGAGCGACAGGCGAGGCACCUGCCGAUCAACCACGGCAUCCUCCUUAAACAGGCCCAAGUCUUACACCAGAUGCUCUCUUUGCUGCCCGGCUUCGACCAAUGCCUGCGGAACAGCAUUGCAAGAGUCAGGCGGCCAGCCGACGAAUACUACAGUGCGCUGCUCUAUCUGCAGGGCUGGCCCGUUGCUGCAUCCCCGCACCGAUUGAAGAGCGUCUUCACUGGCGAGCCAAAUCUACUGUCUUCGGAGGAGGCGGAGGUGGCGGAGGUGCUGGCACUGUCUCAGAGGCUCAGGCUUGCACAGCUUGAAGCCGGAGAAAGCGUGGACUCCGUGGACUGGUGCGACGGUGCACGGGAGCUCUACGAAGUCGGCCAGGGCGCAGACCCUUGCGAGGCCUUGGCAGACACCGCGACCUCAGUCGUGGCGCAGGUGCAUGGCUGGCAGGCAUCUCGGGCUUUCCUGGCUCGCGUGAGACGCUUCCAGUUCUCCACGGCCCCGAACAUCUCGAGGUUGGAGGCGCUCGUUGGCCUUCUUGCCGAAGCCGGCCAUUGCACUGUGGACAGGACCCAUGACGAGACGACGGCGCUUACCGUGAACAAAAGCGUCAUUGCCGCUUCUGCCGCUGCCUCCGAGCUGCGCGCGUUGGGCGAGGACGAUGAACGGAGCCUCCGAGAAGAGCGCCAGCUGCUCACUCGAGGCGCUGCCAAAAGCUUGGAGAUCUUGAGCUAUGCUACAAGGCCGUCUUUUACUGGGUUUAAAGGUUUCACAGGCCUUCUGCGACGUGUGCUGAUGGUGGAGUUCCUUUGCCACAUGGCCUUCGAAGAAGCCUCGACCUGGGCUUUCCGUGUGCGGUCGCGGGGAAAUUCACUGCAGCUUCGUCUCGGCCAAGCCAGCCAGGCCCUCUCUGAAUUACAUCGUGCGCUGCAGGACCUCCCCAGUUACCGGCUCCUCGCGUUUCAAGAAAUCCAUGCGACGGGCCACUGGGGAAAAACAUCCUCAGGUGCUGGCUCCUCAGCUGCUGCCACGGAGCCCCUCACUGGCAGGUUUCUGGUUUUCCUUUCACGACUGACCACCGGGCGGCUCGUCCGGCCAACGGCACUGCUAGACAUAGGCUGUGGCUGGGGCGAGUGGUUGCCGACUGCGCUGCGUGCAGCUACGCGGACGAGACGGUUGCAGGGAACGGUUUUGUACCAGGGUCUGGACAUCGCCCGGCGACCCAUCCGGCACCUCCAAAGGAAUUUUCAGAAGAAGGAAGGCGAUUUCUCUGGCAAUGUAACAUUUCGCUUUGCAGCCUUGGACGCAUGCGCUGAUACGUUGCCUCCCUUAUCUCGGCCUUACUCCGUGGUGGUCGUACGUCAUGUCUUCCAGCACUUGUCCAUCAAGGAUUCUCUGGACCUGCUCAUGAACCUGAAGCGCCUGAAGCCCCUGCCGCGUUUCCUCCUCCUCUCCUCCUGGCGCCGGAAAGAGAACCGGGACCUCGAGGCCUUCGGCGGGUCCUCGGCCUUCAGCUUCGUCUCUCCGACGCCCGUGGCGGAGCGCUUUCGAGGAUACGACCUGCGCAAAGCACCCUUUUGGCUUCGACCCUUUACCGCGUGGCCGGAUAUCGACGGAGAGAUCCUGGCACUGCCUGCAACGUUUGCAUCUGCGCUACUGCUGUUGUUGCCGUGCCACUUCUUUGACCCUGGACCCGUCUCGCCAGGUCUUGCAGGGACGCGUGCUGCGGGCGCUCCGCGGUCCGCCGCGAGCCGCCCGACGGUGGAAGCCGAGAUGAUGAUCGCGCGCGGCGUCACUUCGCGCGCACUUUUGUCCGGUGAAGAUCCGCGCUCCGACGCCGGAGCGCCGGAGCGCAAGCAGAAGCAGAAGCAGCAGCAACAGCGACCCAAGGCAAAGAGCGACAGGAUACGGCAGGGACGCGGCAGCAUGGAGAAGAAGACAGCGAGAAGCUUCGUGUGCCGACGGCCCUGGCGACCUGGCGACGGCGGCAGGCGGCGCAGAGCGGCGCACAGCCGUGCAGAGCGGCGUGGCCUGGAGAAAAAGUGGUUCGGUGUCAGUGCUGCGCUGCAUCGUCGUGAUUUCAGCUUCCAGUUGCCAGCCGCUAGCCGGCACGCGGCUGCACUCUUGAGGAGCUUCUGGCUCCCAGAUGGUGUCCGAGCUGGGCUGGGGCGCGGCUACGCGGAGCGAGGCAUCCUGGAGGACAUCCAGGAGCUUCUUGGACCGGAGAGGUCUCAGGCGAUCGGCUCUCGCACGCCUUUCAUGGAAGAGGUCCUGAAGCACAGCUUCGAGGCCCUUCCAAAAAGUGGUCGAAACCACGUGGGUGCUGCCGUGGCAAAUCAUGCUCUGCACAGGCUGUUUCUGCAAGUUCACAGCUGGCAGAUGAAGGGCUUGCAGCCUGUUGCUGGUGCGUGGCACGAGCACAGCCCCACCAUUGCACUCAAGCGCGCGCCUGCAAAACUGCGCGAUGUCUUUGACCAAAAGCUGCGGCAGCGCGGGCUGAACUUGAAUGAGCUCUCCGUUCUCGCUGCAACGAUCGAAGAGCUCGUGCGAAAUGAAGCAGACGUGCUGCUGAACGUGAGCUACCAGGCAGCGACGGGCUUCUCGGCGGGCGGCAAGGGCUUGGAAGCGAGCGCCGCCCAGGAGGUCAUGGAGUACUACAUGUCCAGCUCCUCGGCACUCGGUAGCAGCAUACUCGUGCAGUAUCGUACAACGCCUUGCAAGGCUUCGGAGCUCCAGGCACUCCACCAGAACAUCGGGAGCUACCCGCGGUGGAAGGAGGUGCGGGAACUUCUGAAAGAGGCCACUGCCGAGGUCGCAGAGACAGGCGCCGAACUCCUUCACUUUCAGACCAUGUUGUCUAUCCUGCUGCUGACGUCUGACCGUUUCGCGCGAUUAGAGGAGAAGGAGUGCCAAACGUUGAAGCGCCAGCUGGUGGCGAUGGAGGAGCGACCUGGUCGGGUUCUUCUUCGAGACUUCUACCGGCCCGCCCUUGACCAGGGGACCUUGGAGUUCACUGAGAGUGCAGACUUCUUGCGGCAACAAGGGGCGCUGGACGAGUCGGAUCAGGAGGCUCGCGUCAUCGUGCCCAAUUACAUGAUGGCGGACUCCAACUGCUUGGCGUCCUCAGAGUACUACUCGGUGUGUUGCAAGGAUCCUUGCGAGGAGAUCAUGGAUCAACUGGAGGCCUCCCUGAGUGCCUCCCCAAGUGCACUGCUCAGAGCGGUGCAGGCCCUCCCCGAGGCCAAGGCCGCCAAGGCCUUGGAAGGCGAACUCUUCGAGCUGUCGGAGGCUUCGCACCAUGGCGAGGCCGCCGCAGAUGCGACCUGGCGCGACCUAUCAUUGCAGAACCACGCAUAUUGGGAGGUCCCGCUGCACGGUCGGCUCUUCGCGCAAUGGCUGCACCACGCCUUCCCCCGAGACUGCCCCUUUCCGCACGUUUCCGGCACUGCGCGGCAGAGUCUUGCGCAGUUUCAGGAGGAGCGACAUGAGCGUGCAGCUUUCGCCGAGUACAACGAGAUGCAGGAGAUUGUCAACCUGACUCUCGACGCCAAGUACGAGCCCGCAUUAGCACAGUUUGAUCGAUCGCAGGCGGCCGUUGCUCUUCCAAGAAAACAGAAUGCAAUUUACCAAUACUACAAGUAA